This is a messenger RNA of Argiope bruennichi, 2146 nucleotides long. Its product is annotated as HEAT repeat-containing protein 3-like. The transcript has 15 exons. The record is from RefSeq and is a predicted model, not a curated record. Gene Ontology annotation, biological process: ribosomal large subunit biogenesis; protein import into nucleus. NCBI's taxonomy places the organism in Eukaryota, Metazoa, Arthropoda, Arachnida, Araneae, Araneidae. The coding region runs from base 104 to 2062 and encodes 652 amino acids.
CAUAAACACGUAAAAUUUGCCAUGUGUUUUUCAUGUAGCAUUAAUUAGAGCAAUUAAAAUCUUGUUUGUAGCCAAUAAAUCUUUUAAUUUUUAAUAAAUUAAUAUGGGGAAAGUUAAAAAUAAGAAAUAUAAAUGUAAGCAGGUUAACCCAGUUGGUUUACCUAGUGUAAAAGAAAUGGAAUUCGGUUUAGACGAAUUUCUAACUACAGAAAAUAUCGAUGCCGGUUUUAUUGAAUCGGUUAAAGAAAAGCUUCUGAGUACACGAGCAGAAGACCGUGAAUGUGGUGCAGUCAUUAUAGCUAAUUUAGCUAAUAACAAAGAAUUUGUUUCUUCACUAAUUGAAAAGAAAGUUAUCAAGGUUGCUUCUCCUCUUUUGGUUGAUAAAAAUGUGGCAGUUAGACAUGCUAUAGCUGGAUGUUUGAGGAACAUCGCAGUUUGUGGUGAUUACACGGUUUCCGAAGCUAUGAUAGAACAAGAUGUCAUGACCAGUCUGGUUACCCUUUUUGGAAUGUACAAGACUCCUUGGACUCCAGUUGCAGUUACUGAAAACAAAAUUGAUUCAAAACAAGAAAUAUUUCUGGAAGCUUGUAAUUUAUUAUGGAAUUUGUGUGAAAAUAGUGAUAUGGCAGUAAGAAUAUUCAAUGAGAAUGACCUUGUAUCGAUUUUGCUUCCAUGUCUCAAAGUGGAUGUCUUUGGUUUCAGCGUGCCUAUAGCAGUUGCAAACUGCCUUUAUACGAUCAGUGAAAACAACAAAUAUCUGAGGGAUAUUUUAAGACAACCAACAGUAGACACAGAAUUAAAAGAUUUAAUGUCUUUACCCGGUAACAGCCCAGAGGAGGUUUUAUUGAAGGCAUUAGCUGCAGGAAUAAAGCUAAAUUUAUUCGCUAAUCAAUUUGAUAACUCCAUGGGUGAUACUACAGUCUUAGUGUUGGAAAUUAUAUCUUCAACUUUUGAUAAUCCGGUGGAACCUUGUUUAGAAGUGCUAUCCAAGUUGGUUGUGUAUCAUAAGGAUAGAAAAAUGAAAGCUGCCAAUGAAGAAAAUGACUUGGAAGAUAAGCUUGCUGCUUUAAAUAAAACUCUUGAUAACAUUGUUCACAUUCUUUCUGCAAAGCAAGCUUCCCUUGAAAUAUUGGGCAAUCUGUUUGAAGAUGAAGAUGAUGAAGCAUGGGAAGAUAUUUCAAGUUCUGAUUCAGAAGAAUUAUUAUUAGAUACAGGAGGCAUGGAGAUUGAUGAAGGCAUUUCUGCUAAUGAGCUUGAACUUUCAUUUCCACCUGAAGUGCAUCAAAUCAUAGUCAAUGGGAAUAUAUGGGAAAAGGUUGCUCAACAAAUUUUAUAUCCAUCCGAUGAAAUAAUACAAAUUUUGCAGUCUCAUUCUAAAACAAAAGAUUGUUUAAAAAGGAUAAACACAGUUCGUUGCACAGCUUUAUUAUGUCUGAACAAUAUAAUUCAGAAAUUAAAAGUUGAUGAGCUUGGAGGUCCUGAAAAACUGUGGAACUUGUGGCUUCAUCUUGGAACAUUGUUAUUCAAAAAGACUGAUUUAAAUGAUACAGAUCAAGUAGAAGCUCUUACACGAGUGCUCAGUGCUGUAGUGAAGCAAUUAGCUGAAGCUAAAUGCUCUUCACAAUUCAGUCACAUGACUGAAUCAGACUUACAAUUGCUGAUGAAUAUUUCCAGCCAAUCACAGGACUCAUGCAUCAAAGUUCAUAUUGUAUAUAUCAUGGGCACAAUUGGGUCUAUGUUAGGGAAUAUUGAUUCGCCAGCAUCUGCUAGUUUAAUUAGGGUAAUUGGAUCCUUCUUGCUAGACAUAUGCUUAAAAAGUAAUGACAUGUGGGUCACUGCAGAAACAUUAGAUAAAAUCUUUGACGUAUUUGCUGAAGAUCAUGUAGACUUCAUUGCUAGAGAAAUUGGCCUUAUUGAGAAACUCACCCAUCUGGUCCCAGUUCUGAAAGCUAAGAUCAAGCAGCAGAAGAAAAAUCUAUCGGAUCAUCUAGUUGUGAUUACAACUGCCAAAACCAAUUUGUUACGUUUCAUAAGAUAUAAGAACGAUUUAAAUAAAAAGUAGCAAAUCCUAUCAUGUUUUAAAUCGAAAUAUGUAUUUAAGAUUGUAUAUAGACUGACUGCUGAUUAAAAAAAAUUUGAAAAACUA